This is a messenger RNA of Hypoxylon fragiforme, 1838 nucleotides long. RefSeq names its product protein prenylyltransferase. The record is from RefSeq and is a predicted model, not a curated record. The transcript has a single exon. Gene Ontology annotation, biological process: protein prenylation. Lineage: Eukaryota; Fungi; Ascomycota; Sordariomycetes; Xylariales; Hypoxylaceae. Gene Ontology annotation, molecular function: protein prenyltransferase activity. Gene Ontology annotation, cellular component: cytoplasm. The coding region runs from base 187 to 1203 and encodes 338 amino acids.
GCCAUGUGCCCAGCUAGCCAGCUAUCCAGCUACUUAUCCAAUCCAUCUCUUAAGCUUCAUCACCACCGAAUCAUUCUGGCGUCUUCUCUAUCGACGACGACAUACAAUCUGUGUCUUUUCACGUAAUUUGGAAUAGGAUGUCUAAUAUUUCAUCUUAUUCUUGAAACUUAGUUACCUACACGAUCAAUGUCCCGCUCGCUAGAUAAAGAUCUUUUAGAUCACCUAAAGGCUGAUGACCUAGAUAAAGUGUAUAAAGACAUCUCAACAGUUUUGACCGAUUUACCAGACAAUGAGCUGCUAGAGAUCGAGUUCCUUGGGAAAAGCCAUCCUCUACAACCAGGUGUUAACUACCUGAAAGAUGGCACCGCUGUAGCAAUACCCAAGCUGAGACUGGUUCAAGCAUUCUUCGUUGCUCGUCAGACACUGCAGGGCCCUCAAAAAGGAAGCCCCAUCGCCCGCUGCGAAUUAAUGGGUGCCACAACUGUGCUGCUUCUCAUGGAUCCUGAGCACCUGACGGCUGCCAAUACUCGGAAACGAUUGCUCAUAUCAGCGUUGAAUGAUAGUGAGCCUGAUGAGUUGGCGUUGAGACGAGAGAAGCAAUUCGUGGAUAGCCUGCUCACGUCCAGACUUUACCGCCACGCCAAGUCUCCCACUCUUUGGUCCCAUCGACGCUGGCUGCUUCGCCUAUUCGCGGCUCGCGGCGUGCGGGUAGACUUACAGCACGAUAUCAGAAACGUUGUCAUGGUGGCAGGAAUCCGACAUCCUCGCAACUACCCUGCUUGGCACCAUGCACGCUUUUUAAUGAGCCAUCGUACGAUAUCCGCUGAAAACAUAGUUGGUGAUGUUAAGGAGUUCUGCUUGAAGAAUCAUACCGACACGUCCAGCUGGAGUUUUCUCAGCUACGCCAUAGGCGGGAUUAAGUCUGAAGAGAGCCAACGGCAGAUUAGCUCUUCCAUCUUCACAGAAGUCUUACAAAUCACAGAUUCGUUGCGUUGGAAAAACGAAUCCGUAUGGAUAUUUCUGCGCGACUUGGCAACAACAGGAUUCAUCAGCGACCAACUGUUUGAAUUAUUCCUAAGCGUAAACAAAAAUCUUGCUUCCACAACGCCUAAAGGCAACGAUCAGUGGAGAACGUUAGAUAGCGCAAGUCGGUGGUGUGAGAUGUAUCGCCCUCUAGCAAAGCCUAACAUAGCGGAUACAUAGACUUUAGUCUGGAAAGGCCGCCAAAUAUAAGAUGAAAACCUCGGUGCUGACAUUGUUGGGUGCUCUUUGGUGGCUGAGGGAUCGUCCACCAAAAGAUAGACGGUCAGAAAACUGAAACGAGCUACCCGGAUAUUUUAUGUCAUGUGGCUGUCUCUUUCUUGUAAUGGACGUAAUGUUAGGUAGGAUCAUCAUCUACUUCGAUAUGAGGUUCGUUAAUUAGUUGCACAAUAACUACCCUACUACGUAGUAAGGUACCUAUUCCAAUGGCGGCUGAGAGAAUGAGGUUGCGACGAUGAAUUUCGAGCGGCUAAAACGUGGCUCGGCAGCAUACCGGCAACAAUGCUGAUAGGCCCAGAUCCUGUAACUAACGCAGGGGGCUCGGCUCUACUACGUAACCGGCGAUCACAAAAUACUUCUCCUAUUCAAUGUUCCUAUCCCCGCUACCUACCUAACCUAGGUAGGUAUACUACUAUUAAUACCCAGUAGAUAAUAUUAUUCACCUUACGUUUUAGGUAUUGAGCCACACAACAUUAGAACACUGAAAUUUGCCUAACCGUUACAUACAAGCAUACAUAGGCACGUACCUACUUGGGGAUUAUCAAGAUCAUCAAUCCUCUGGAUCCUCCUACGAGUCC